Molecule: messenger RNA, 1867 nt
Organism: Bufo gargarizans (Asiatic toad)
Lineage: Eukaryota; Metazoa; Chordata; Amphibia; Anura; Bufonidae
Gene: ABHD18
Product: abhydrolase domain containing 18
Exons: 10
Coding region: 249-1343 (364 amino acids)
Source: RefSeq, a predicted model, not a curated record
GUUCCUUCUCAGUGCAGUCACUGUAAUAUCUAUGGAGCCAGCCGUGUGCUGUACUUGGCUAUCUCUAUCAGUUCCAUAGGCUUUCAGUGGGGCGCCACCGAUCCAUUCCAUUUGCUUGAGGUUAAAUGACAAAUAUGUAGCAGUGUACAUCUGACAUUUAUGCUUUUAUUAAGGUUGAAGAACAAACUGAUUGCAAGAUUUUUGAUGGCCAUUUUGUCUCACCAUUGGUCCACUAUGUGCCAGAUGUUAUGCCGUCUGAAACGGUAACGGCUAGAUUUCAAUUUUUGGUGCCUAAAGAAUGGAAGAGCAAGUACCGGCCUGUAUGCAUCCAUCUAGCUGGCACGGGUGAUCAUUAUUUCUGGAGAAGGCGAACGUUAAUGGCCCGUCCUAUGCUCAAAGAGGCUGGCAUGGCUUCCCUGUUGUUAGAAAAUCCUUAUUAUGGCUACAGAAAACCAAAGGACCAACGGAGAUCAAGCUUAAAGAAUGUUUCUGACUUAUUUGUCAUGGGUGGUGCCCUUGUGCUAGAGUCAGCAGCCCUCCUUCACUGGCUGGAGAGAGAAGGGUAUGGUCCUCUGGGAAUCACUGGCAUUUCAAUGGGAGGACAUAUGGCUUCUUUAGCAGUUACCAACUGGCCUAAACCGAUACCAUUAAUUCCAUGCCUUUCAUGGUCAACAGCCUCUGCAGUCUUUACCACGGGUGUUCUAAGCAGAGCUGUUAACUGGAGGGAACUUGAAAAACAAUACUGCACACAGUCCGUCUAUGAGGAGAUCAUGCAAUUACUUGAAUACUGUGGGACAGAUUCUUUCAAGAUGGGACAAGACUUUGUGAAGAAUUCUCCAAACAGUGUGGAUAACCUGACCCACCUAAAACUUGCUGCUAGCAUCUUCCGCCUUAACAGAAGCCAGAAACCAUUAUCUGCUGAGCCUAUACAAGCAUCAACUAACAAUGAACUGAUGUUCCAAAGUGACCCUAAAGGGACGUAUAUCGGGCAGGCAGUGACUGGUGGUCUAAACACUCACCUGAAAAGGGAACAGGCAAAAAGAAGUGAAGCUCUGCAGAGAGAGUCCCUGCUAUUCAUGAAAGGAGUGAUGGAUGAAUGUACACACGUGGCCAACUUUUCAGUUCCGGUGGACCCAACCUUAAUCACAGUUGUUCAAGCCAAAGAGGAUGCCUAUGUCCCAAGAGUUGGUGUACGCAGCCUCCAAGAGAUUUGGCCUGGGUGUGAGGUUCGAUAUAUAGAAGGCGGCCAUGUCAGUGCUUAUCUCUUUAAACAAGGGCUUUUCAGGCAAGCAAUCUAUGAUGCCUUUAAUCGAUUUCUUCAGAAAUAUCCUAUGUCUUUGUGAUUUGGUGUGGUUUACUUUGAACGUCCACGUUCAUUCCGUCCUCGUAUUACAGACUGAGCAUGGUUAUCAUUAAUAGAAGAUCACUAUGGUUCAGUAAUUCAUCGGUUCUCCAGAUGUUGGACAAGAAGGAAGACUUUUCUGAAGUGACACAGAUGCCUCUACAAUCCUCGUUGGUGCUGAAGCCAGUUUUGAGUUUCUACAUGAAGUAUUUUUUUGUUUCGGGGAUCUGACAAAAUUGUAUUUAAUGCUAAACCAUUUGAUUAUGUCUCAACUUUUAUGCGUGAAAGCAUUGACUUCUAAAGUUUGUACUUUAAUUAUUUUUAACAUUUUAUACUCCUUUUUUUUAAAAUAAAUUAAAUCUGGUAUAUGGAACUUACCAGUGCAGAAAGAAGUGCUAAUCAAAUGUACCUUCUGUGAAUGUAAUAUGUAAAUUAUCUGCUAUCCAGAAUAUAUUUGCAUUAUGACUGUAUACCUUUUCUUCACUGAUCAGCACCUUGAAAAAAAUAAAAAAAAUACUAAGCUCA